Messenger RNA from Suncus etruscus (white-toothed pygmy shrew), 5072 nucleotides. RefSeq names its product tenascin R (gene TNR). The coding region runs from base 550 to 4614 and encodes 1354 amino acids. The transcript has 23 exons. Gene Ontology annotation, molecular function: protein binding. The record is from RefSeq and is a predicted model, not a curated record. Lineage: Eukaryota; Metazoa; Chordata; Mammalia; Eulipotyphla; Soricidae.
AGAGAGAGCUCUGAGAGAGCGAGAGAGCAAAGCAGUCCCAGGCUUCCUGCCUGCCCGCACGUCAGUGGGCAGAAACCAGGCACGCUGAAGGAGACUGGGAGAGAGAGAGACAGAGAAAGACGCAGAGCCGGAGAGAAGUGAGAUCCUCCCUGACCCCAGGAACGAGCACUCGAGCACUCGCGGAGUGGAGGCACCUGACUUUGGGGGCUAUCGCUAGCUCUGCCAGCUGGCUUGUUCUGUCUCUUUCCUGGAUCCCCUCUUCUUGCUCCCAGCCAAGGAAGGAAGGAAGAGAAGGGACAGAGGGGCAGAGGGGGCUCUGUCUGGAGGUGAGCGCAGCCUCUGCCCUCAGGAAUUUGCUUCGCAGCAAGCUCCUCUCGGUUCCCUUCUGCCCAUCCCCAGCCCGGUUGUGAAAGCAAAGCGACUCGCAGAAGCUGGUCCAACCAAGCAGUGAAGAAUAAAGACCCUUCUAGAAAAAAAAAAAAAGAACACAGAUUCCCUGGUUCCUGCUGAGUGCUGCAGACUAAUCUGGAACCUGGAACUUGGGCUGAAAUGAUGGGGGUGAACUCAGCAGCUGGAGUCUUCAGGAGCAUGCUCAUCGGCCUCCACCUGAUCCUUCUGGGGACCCUGCUUCAGCCUUCAGGGUGUCAGCUGGAGGUGUCCACCGAGAGGAUCCCAAGACAGGUCCCGGAAGAGGAGGGUGUCCUGGCCAGUGAAAAUAGCUCCUCUGGCCAGGAGCAGCCACUUCAUUUCAACCAUGAGUACAACGUCAAUGCACUACUGGACAGGCCCUGCUCAUCGGGGCUGGAGGCAUCAGCUGAGCAGGAGCUAAACACCCCAGAUGAGGCACUCGUGGAGUACACAGGCCACACCUCGGACCCUGAGAGCCAGGUCACCUUCACCCAUAGAAUCAACCUCCCCAAGAAGGCCUGUGCAUGUGCCAGCUCUGCCGAGACACUGCAGGAGCUGCUAAGCCGGAUCGAGCUGCUGGAAAGGGAAGUGUCUGUGCUCAGGCACCAGUGUGAAAGCCGCUGUCUGCAGAAUGCGGCCACAGGCCAACUGGACUAUAUCCCGCACUGCUCCGGCCAUGGGAACUUCAGCCUCGAGUCUUGCGGCUGUGUGUGUGAUGUGGGCUGGGCAGGCCCCAACUGCUCGGAGCCCCGCUGCCCGCUGGGCUGCUCAGACCCGGGUGCCUGUGUGGACGGCGGCGAGUUCAGCAGGGGCGCCUGCGUGGAGCCAGAACCCGAGCUCGAGCAGCGCUGCCCGGCAGAUUGCAGCGGCCGCGGUCUGUGCAUGGACGGCGAGUGCGUGUGCGAGGAGCCCUACGCAGGUGACGACUGCGGCCAGCUGCGCUGCCCUGGGGACUGCUCUGGGAAGGGGCAGUGUGCCAACGGCACGUGUGUGUGCCAAGAAGGCUACGUGGGUGAUGACUGCGGCCAGCCGCUGUGCCACAACGCCUGCAGUGGCCGCGACCACUGCUCAGACGGCUCCCUGCAGCCGGACUGCUCUGCAGUAGUUCCCCCUCCAGAGGACUUGCAAGUGGCUGGUGUCAGCGACAGGUCCAUUGAGCUGGCAUGGGACGGGCCGAUGGCAGUGACGGAAUAUGUGAUCUCUUACCAGCCGACGGCCCCGGGGGGCACUCAGCUCCAGCGACGGGUGCCUGGAGAUUGGACGGGUGUCACCAUCACGGAGCUGGAGCCAGGUCUCACCUACAACAUCAGCGUCUCCGCUGUCAUUAGCGACAUCCUCAGCCUCCCCAUCACUGCCGAGGUGGUCACCCAUCUCUCCACUCCUCAGGGGCUCCAGUUCAAGACUAUCACUGAGAGCACUGUGGAGGUUCAGUGGGAGCCUUUGGACUUCCCCUUCGAUAGCUGGGAGAUCAGCUUCAUUCCCAAGAAUAAUGAAGGUGGGGUGAUUGCUCAGCUCCCCAGCGAUGUCACGUCCUUCAACCAGACAGGACUGAAGCCUGGGGAGGAAUAUGUCGUGAAUGUCGUGGCCCUUAAGGACCAAGCUCGAAGCCCCCCGACUUCGGCCAGUGUAUCCACUGUCAUCGAUGGUCCCACACAGAUCCUGGUCCGGGACGUGUCGGACACAGUGGCGUUCGUGGAGUGGACGGCACCGCGUGCACGGGUGGACUUCCUGCUCCUGCAGUACGGUCUGCUGGAUGGGACGGGCAGCCGCACAUCCUUUCGGCUGCAGCCAGCGCUCAGCCAGUACUCAGUGCAGGCCCUGCGGCCUGGUGCCCGCUACCAGGUGGGCAUCAGCGCCAUCAGGGGUGCCAACGAGAGCAAGGCCAGCAUCACCCAGUUCACCACUGAAAUCGAUGCCCCCAAGAACCUGCGGGUGGGAUCCCGCACAGCCACCAGCCUUGACCUGGAGUGGGACAACAGCGAGGCAGAGGUCCAUGCCUACAAGGUCGUAUACAGCACCCUGGCGGGUGAACAAUACCAUGAGCUGCUGGUCCCCAAGAUCUCGGGUCCUGCCAGCAGAGUUACUCUCACAGACCUGGUGCCUGGCACUGAGUAUGGGGUCGGGAUAUCGGCUGUCAUGAGCACUCAGCAGAGCAUGCCUGCCACCAUGAAUGCCAGGACAGAACUGGACAGCCCCCGGGACCUCACAGUGAGAGCCUCGUCUGAGACGUCCAUCUCUCUCACGUGGACCAAGGCCAGCGGCCCCAUCGACCACUACCGCCUCACCUUCACCCCAGCUUCAGGCAUCGCCUCUGAGGUCACUGUGCCCAGGCAUGCAACCUCCUACACCCUGACAGACCUCGAACCUGGGGCCGAGUACCUGAUUUCCCUCACCGCUGAGCGGGGCCGGCAACAGAGUGCGGAGUCCACUGUGGAUGCUUUCACAGGCUUUCGCCCCAUCUCGCACCUGCAUUUCUCUCAUGUGACCUCCUCCAGUGUCAACAUCACUUGGAGCGACCCUUCGCCCCCGCCUGACAGGCUUGUCCUCAGCUACAGUCCCCGGGACCAUGAGGAUCAGGCAUUGCAGGUGACCCUGGACCCUGCCAAGAGGCAUGCAGUGUUGGAGGGGCUGCAGCCAGCCACCGAGUAUAUCGUGAAUCUGGUGGCCGUCCAUGGUGCCAUCACCUCCGAGGCCAUUGUGGGCUCCAUCACCACGGGCAUUGAUCCCCCUAAAGAUAUCACCAUCAGCAACGUAACCAAGGAUUCAGUUGUGGUGUCCUGGAGCCCCCCUCUUGCCUCUUUCGAUUACUACCGUGUCUCCUACCGGCCUACACAAGUGGGGCGCCUGGACAGCUCCGUGGUACCCAACACGGUUCGGGAAUUCACCAUCACCAAGCUGCACCCUGCCACUGAGUAUGAGAUCAGCCUCAACAGUGUGCGGGGCCGUGAGGAGAGCGAGCGAGUCUGCACCCUCACGCACACCGCCAUGGACACCCCCGCAGAGCUGAUGGCCACCAACGUGAGCCCCACGGAGGCACUGCUGCAGUGGCAGGCGCCCGCAGGGGAUGUGGAGAACUACAUCAUCGUCCUCACCCACUUUGCAGUUGCUGGGGAGACCAUCGUGGUGGAUGGGAGCAGCGAAGAGUUCCAGCUUGUAGACCUGCUACCCAGCACCCACUACACAGCCUCUCUCUACGCCACCAGUGGACCCCUCACCAGUGACACCAUCAGCACCAACUUCUCCACACUCCUGGACCCUCCUGUCAAUCUGACCGCCAGUGAGGUCACCCGGCAGAGCGCCCUCAUCUCCUGGCAGCCACCCAGGGCAGCCAUUGAGAACUACAUUCUAACAUAUAAAGCCACAGAUGGCAGCCGCAAGGAGCUGAUGGUGGAUGCGGAGGACACAUGGAUCCGGCUGGAUGGGCUGCUGGAGAGAAGUGACUACACAGUGGCCCUGCGGGCAGCCCAGGGUGGGGAGCGCAGCAGUGCCACAUCCACAGCCUUCAGCACAGGGGGCAGAGUGUUCCCACACCCUCAAGACUGUGCCCAGCAUCUGGCAAAUGGAGACGCUCUCAGUGGAGUCUACACCAUCUUCCUCCAUGGUGAGCUUAGCCAGAAGCUGCAGGUGUACUGCGACAUGACCACUGAUGGUGGCGGCUGGAUUGUGUUCCAGCGGCGGCAGAAUGGCCACACUGAUUUUUUCCGGAAAUGGCCCGAGUACCGCACUGGCUUCGGAAACAUGGAGGAUGAGUUCUGGCUAGGGCUAGACAGUAUCCACAGAAUCACUUCCCAGGGUCGCUACGAGCUUCGAGUGGACCUACGGGAUGGUCAGGAGUCAGCCUUUGCCUCCUACGACAGAUUCUUGGUGGAAGACAGCAGGAGCCUCUACAAGCUGCGCCUCGGUGGAUACAAUGGCACUGCAGGGGACUCCCUCAGCUAUCAUCAGGGACGCCCUUUCUCUACACAGGACCGAGACAAUGACGUGGCAGUAACCAACUGUGCCAUGGCCUACAAGGGGGCAUGGUGGUACAAGAACUGCCACCGGACUAACCUCAAUGGGAAGUACGGAGAGUCCAGACACAGCCAGGGCAUCAACUGGUACCACUGGAAAGGGCACGAAUUCUCCAUCCCCUUUGUGGAGAUGAAGAUGAGGCCAUAUGACCGCCGUCUGCAGAUGGGGUGGAAGCGACGGUCCCUGAGCAUCUGAGAGGCCCACAGACCUUCUCCCACAUUGUCUAUAUCUGAUACUGUGGGACACAGACUGGGGGGAGGGGUGGCCACCUCAUGAGAGGCCUCGAAGAAAGACAGUGAGUCCCCCUGGUUUCUGCUGCUCCUUUCAGCCCGCCAUCUUCUGCAUCCCCUCUCUCUCUCUGCCACUCAAGAGGAAAGAAGGACCUUCUCUUCAGAGACCAUCUCAAAGGCCAGCCCUAGCAACAAGCAGCACCUCCUUCCUCUAUCUUCUGCCUUCCUUCACCUCUGAGAAUAUGAGUUCAAUGGUCAGGUCAUCAUAGUGACCCAGAGAGCUGUGUCCCCACCUCCCUCCUGAGGGAACUUGAACCUCGCCCCAGGCCCAGCACCCACAUCUCUUCACUGGUCUGGUGGGUGCUAAGAGUUUCAUCCAUGUGCCAAACCUGACCACAAACCAUGUCUUCUGCAAUGACCUCA